Molecule: messenger RNA, 1420 nt
Organism: Terrapene triunguis (Three-toed box turtle)
Lineage: Eukaryota; Metazoa; Chordata; Testudines; Emydidae
Product: solute carrier family 2, facilitated glucose transporter member 11-like
Exons: 4
Biological process (GO): monosaccharide transmembrane transport
Cellular component (GO): membrane
Molecular function (GO): hexose transmembrane transporter activity
Source: RefSeq, a predicted model, not a curated record
UACAUCAAGAACUUCAUCAAUGACACCUGGCAAGAGCGAUACCACUCUGACAUCGAUGAGCAGACCCUCACAUUACUGUGGUCUUUCAUUGUCUCUACCUUUAGCAUUGGGGGAUUCUUGGGAGCCAUCAGCUCAAGAUACCUGUCUGCAAAAUAUGGAAAAAAGAAAUGUCUAACGUUCAAUAAUCUGCUUCUGAUAGCAGCUGCAUUUUUCUGGGGCUUCAGUAAGAUGGCAAAGUCCUUUGAGAUGAUUUUGAUUGGACGUUUCCUUUGUGGUUUUAAUUCAGGUUUGGGCUGCUGUUUACAUGGCCAGUAUUUGGGAGAAAUUUCCCCUAAGAAGCUGCGUGGAUUUACAAGUGCCACUCUCUCUCUUUUUGCAAACAUGGGGAAAUGCUUAGGACAAAUUGCAGGACUAAGUGAACUUUUAGGAACUGAAUCCUUGUGGCCUUUACUGAUGGCUAUCAGUGGAAUCGCAGCAUCGGUGCAGCUGGUCACUCUCCCAUUCUUCCCUGAGUCUCCACCCUACCUCCUGAUGCAAAAGGGAGAUAUGGAAGGCUGCCAGGAAGGUAACAUAGACCACCUUAACUCUCGACUUUUUUUUCUAGCUUUAUCCAGUUACUCAAGCUGGAAUCUUGGAAGAGGAAAGGAUUCCACACCAUUUUGAAGAAACAAAAUACCACUUGUACACUGUACUUUCUUAAUGCUGUCAUCAGGACAGUUCAGAUACAAGUAUUAGUGGGGGUUAACAGUGUUAUUAAAAUUAGUGGCCAUAAUUUCUUUACUCUGAGAUAUAACUAGUGCAAAAAUUAACAUGAAUGCUAUACUGAGUUGUGGUUAUAGUCAGAAAAGUGACAGGGUAAGAAUGGGAUCUUACUACUGAACAGAUCUGAUCCCUGUGUGUUCUCUGAGCGGUAACUUUUUCUUGUUAAGAAGGUAAAUAUUUAUCUGUCUAAACUACUAGCCAACAGUAACAUUGCACAGCACAACUAAUAGGUAGUAACUAUAAUCAACUGAGAUAUGAAUGAAUUUAUUUAAAAUUAAACACUUUUUUUAAGCCAGCUGAAAUCAGACACCUUUAUUUUGUAUAGUCUUUCAUACUAAUGGUAUCCCAAAAUACUAUCCUAAUAGACACUAGAUAAGUUAAAGAAUUCGAUAAUAAAGCCAACAACAGAGGAAGAGAGAAACGAACAGGUAUAGGCAAGCAAAAAUUUUUUAAAUGACAUCUGAGAAAAAAGCAAAUGAAUGAGGCAGAGAAGUAAGAGAAGAUAAUCUCAGACAGCAGGAAAUGGAAGGGAAAGGGAUCUCACACCAACAGUGUGGAGAUUGUGAAAGGGAGCAGAAAAGAUAUUGUUAAAUGAGGAGCUGCUGGAAAGUAGGGUGCAAAAAGAGGUCAGAGUUCCACAUUUCUCUUAAAACAGGAC